GAAAUGAGUUGAUUAUCUUUUUGGCUGACCAAAAGGAACCCUACUUCAAGCCCCGUGUUAAGUUACCAAUGAAAUCUCUCAGUGUUACCAUAACCAGUGUAGUUCCUGGAGAUUAUGAUGGUGAUUCACAAAUGGAUGUCCUCCUGACUACCAGGGCACAAAAUCAUGGCAGAGAUGAACUUUCAGUGUUUAUUUUCUGGGGGCACAACCAAACAUUAGAUCUUAACCAUAAAACUAUGUUAAAUAAAACUUUUCAUGAUGAGCCUCUAGUAAUGGACUUUAAUGGAGACUUGAUUCCUGAUGUCUUUGGUGUCACAAGUGAUUCAAGUAAGCCACAGAUAUGGCUAGGCGGGAACUUAUCAUGGUAUGCUGCAUUGGAAACUCAAAGUAAAAUGUAUAUACCGCACUCUCAUGCGUUUAUAGAUUUAGAUAAUGACUUCACUGCUGAUUUGUUCCUUACUACGUCACCAAAUUCACAAAACAUUCAGUUUGAGACAUGGGUAAAUAAGGAUGGGAACUUCUCUAAAGCUGGAAGAAGUAAGGAAACACCUAGUGCUGUGGAAGUUGUUGGACAGUCCGUGUUUGCAGAUUUUGAUGGGGACGGACAAAGUGAACAUUUAUUACCAGUCUGUGAAGAUAGAAAAUGUCAAAAAAGUGCCAUCUACUUAACUAAGCUAGGAUUGGAUCAGUGGAUUCCAGUCUUGCAAGACUUCAGAAAUAAAGACACGCUGUGGGGCUUUGUACCACAUCAAACUGACAAAUCUUCAACAGAAAUUUCAUUUCCAAUUACACUUCAUAUUGGAGAUUACAAUAUGGAUGGCUACCCGGAUGCUCUUGCUAUACUAAAGAAUACAUCUGGAAGCAAUCAACAAGCAUUUUUACUAGAAAAUGUCCCAUGCAAUAACGUAAGCUGCAAGAGUGUACGUCGUAUGUUUAAAGUUUUUUGGGAGCUCUCGGAUCUAAAUCAAAUCAAGGAUGCAGUGGUAGCAACCUUCUUUGACAUAUACGAAGACGGAAUCUUGGAUAUCAUUGUGCUAAGCAAAGGCUACUCCAACAAGGACUUUGCUAUCCAUGCAUUAAAAAAUAACUUUGAAGCAGAUGCCUAUUUUGUUAAAGUUAUUGUUCUCAGUGGCCUCUGUUCUAAUGACUGUCCUCGGAAAAUAACACCUUUUGGUGUUAAUCAGCCUGGUCCUUACAUCAUGUACACUACUGUAGAUGCAAAUGGAUACCUGAAAAAUGGGUCAG
Molecule: messenger RNA, 1245 nt
Organism: Fulmarus glacialis (Northern fulmar)
Lineage: Eukaryota; Metazoa; Chordata; Aves; Procellariiformes; Procellariidae
Gene: ITFG1
Product: integrin alpha FG-GAP repeat containing 1
Exons: 13
Cellular component (GO): plasma membrane
Source: RefSeq, a predicted model, not a curated record